AUGUCCUUCCUCUACCCUUGUCUGAUGCCCGAAAUCCCAACGAACUCCAUCCCGCAAACCUCGCUUCCGCCAUCCAAUCACAUCAUCGAGACGGCCCGCAUCGUUGCCGUGGAUUCGAGCCUGAAGGCCAGACACGAGGAUCUGAUGCUUUCCCAGGUCACCGACCAGACAGCCAACUUUGUUCCGGAUAGCAACGACGAUGAUCCGCCAGAUGAUGCGCCGCCUCCGUCAUCC
Molecule: messenger RNA, 234 nt
Organism: Mesorhabditis spiculigera
Lineage: Eukaryota; Metazoa; Nematoda; Chromadorea; Rhabditida; Rhabditidae
Source: the annotation of a GenBank genome assembly